This is a messenger RNA of Entrophospora candida, 181 nucleotides long. NCBI's taxonomy places the organism in Eukaryota, Fungi, Glomeromycota, Glomeromycetes, Entrophosporales, Entrophosporaceae. The record is from the annotation of a GenBank genome assembly.
GUCAUAAAGAAUGCUUGUACAAACCUGGGUAUAUUUGUGAAGCAAAUAGUUUAACAUGCAAUAUUUUUGAUAAUUCUUUAGCUACUGUAAAUACACUUUAUCAGCAGCUGUUUACUUCUAGAACAAAAUAUUUGGGAUAUCUUGUUACAGGACAUGAUAAACCAGAGAUUAAUAAUCAAUU